Messenger RNA from Eufriesea mexicana, 1131 nucleotides. RefSeq lists its product as uncharacterized. NCBI's taxonomy places the organism in Eukaryota, Metazoa, Arthropoda, Insecta, Hymenoptera, Apidae. The coding region runs from base 1 to 1131 and encodes 376 amino acids. The record is from RefSeq and is a predicted model, not a curated record. The transcript has 2 exons.
AUGAAGAACAAGUGUUCAAAGAUCUUUCUGUUUUACGUGGUAUUAGAUACCGCAACAUUAAUUGUUGCUACAGAUGUUACGACAAGAAUUAGAGAAGGAAUACAAAAUUCUUUAUCUGUGUUACAUCAAGGUGAUUUGCCCGUUGUUUUAAAAUCUUUGCAAUUUCUUCCCAUAUCACUAGAAAGUAAAGAUAGCCCAAGGAUUGAAGAUGAGGCUGCAGAGAAAAAGCCGAAUAUUACAGAUAACUUAAAGAAUUUGUCAAAGCGCCAAGCAGUAAAUUCGAUGGUUGGCGAAAAUUGCGAAUCUCAUUUGCAAUCAAACGCAUCUCUGAUAGAAAAGUUAAAAAAUUAUUCUUGUGAAACAGAGGCUUUGAACUAUGGCCACGAACAUCUGGUUGACACUAUAGUUCAUGAAUUCUUUUGUGAACUAAACAAACUCUUUCAUUUUAUUUUAAUCGCUAAACAAAAUUUAAAGACUAAAUCUCCAUUAACCCAGCUAUUUAAUAUAACGGAAGAUGCAAUUUCUUUCACAGAAUUUACAUUUAGCGAAACUUUACCUGAAGUUGUGGAAACUAGUAUAGUGCACUUCGAAGAAUUUUUACAAAAUCCUGAGAAUAUGAAAGGACUGAUUGAUGAAAUACAAAAAUCGAUUUCUAUUCUUACUCCUAUUAUCAAAUGUGUAAAUAAGUUAAGUGCUCCUAUUAAAAAGUUUUUCAAUCACACUGAGAAACUUUUUGGAUACCUUAAAUCCGAUUACAGUUAUCUGGAUAUCAUGAAAAAGUUUGAAGAAGAAAUUUCUCAGUUGAACAAAGCAAUAUUAAGUUUAUUUUAUGGAUAUGUAUUAAAUCCUGUAGAGGAAACGACAAAUUUAUUUUCUGAAGCAAUGACACAGAUAGAAUCGGUAUUCGAUAAUUUUACAACUUACAUUCAAGGAAAAUGGUUUCGGUAUCUAGCAGUUUUAGAGGAAGGUAUUGACAUUUUACUAUCCUUUUACAAUGGAUAUUUCGCUUCUGAAUUUUCGCAAACUUUAGUUACAAUGUUUUCAACAAACAAAUUCUUUGAACAAUAUUCAUUGAGUGAAAAAAGUUCAACAAACAUUCAGACAACGCUAACUCUUGAUGAAAAUAAUUAA